Linum trigynum is the source of this 2286-nucleotide messenger RNA. The record is from the annotation of a GenBank genome assembly. Lineage: Eukaryota; Viridiplantae; Streptophyta; Magnoliopsida; Malpighiales; Linaceae.
UUAGAUUAUUAUAAAAGUAAUAUGUUUACUCAUCUAGUGGGUAUAUAAAAUCAUAAGAAGCAAUUAUUUUGUAUUGUCUUAGCUUCAUUAACGGUAGGCCUGGCAAAAUUACUACCCAACCCGUCCCGAAACCCCCACCCCCUCCGAAAAUAGGAAUUUUUAUAACCCGAAAUCUGAAUGAACCGAACCCAAUUAACAUGUGAUUUUUUGGGUCUGGUUGGGUGGGUUAGCGGGUCGACCCUUUAGACACGUUCCAUUUCAUAUGUAACCCCAAAAUGAUAAAAUCACUCAUAAAUUGGUGAGAUGUUUAAAAAAAUUCAGAAGGAGUUGAUAGACAUGUUUGGAGUUUAAGGAUAAUAAAAUAUUAUAUGUUUCUUGUAGUGUAUUACUCUUGUGAUUUGUUUUCUGACGAUUUGUACAAUUUGUAUUUCAUUUCAUUAGCAUGCGAAGGUUUAAAGAAUAUGUUUAUUGACAUGUGUUAGGUAAACUAUUGUCAUGCAUAUGUGAAGAUUUGUGUUUAAAAAAAAAUGAAACAUGUUUGAUACUGUUUCGAGGAGCGCUCAUAACUCGAAAUGACCUGUAACCCAACUCAAAACCGAAUGGGUUUGAUCAAUAUUUAACCCAAAAUAAGUCAACCCAACCCUACAUGAUCCGACCUAUAACUUGAAACCCCAACUCAAAAUUACCCAACCCGACCCGAUUGCGAGUUCUGAUCAACGGGCCAAGAGAUACACCCAAUACUCAUGCAGGCAAAUGCAGAGCGAUGAAAACUGCCUUCGGACACCCUAGAAGGAGUAACGAACUCGUCCAACAUAAAAUCGCCAGAUUUGGUGCCGUUUCUUUGAGUAUAUCACAGUGGUCGUCUUAUUUAAACUGCCGCAAAAUCGUCAUACUGGUUAGCGUUUUCUGUGCUGUGGCUUACCUUAAAGUGGCCGACGGAGCAUUUUCACAUUGUAACUCCAUAAUCCUUCCGCCAUCCGUGGAGCAAAAAUGCCUGAAAUGGCGACGGGGAAGCAACAGAAGAAGGCCGAAGGAGAAGAAGACCCAAAUGUCAAUCCUCUAAUUUGCUCUGCGGAGCUCGUCCUUCCAUGGCUGAACCCACGAGAACUCGCCAGCGCCGCCUCCACUUGCAAAACCCUAGCACAACUCUCCCGGCUCAUCACUCUCCGGCGAACCUCCGACGCUACCAGAUCCUUCGAGAAACUUCCCGUUCCUUUCCGCGGCAGAAGCCAGAGAAACUCCCCGCCAUAUGCCUAUUUCCUGUACGCUGAAUCUCAGCUGCUCUCGUCCGAAUCCCCCGACCGCCAGCCAUGGGGUUCCCCAAGUUCCUCCACCGUCGCUGGAGCAGGCUCAUCGAAACAAUCAGCCGCGGAGAACGGCUGCGGAUGCGGUUGCGAGGGAUGCGGAAUUGGGAAUCCAAGUUUGGAAAGGGAAGAGCUUGAAGUGGGAGUACUCAGCGAGUGCGGAUCAGGUUGCGGAUGUGGAUUGGAAUGCAGGAAUCGAUUGACCCAGAGAGGAAUUAGGGUUAAACUGAAGAUUGUUUGGAGUGAAAGGAAAAGCUGGUGCUUGUUGGCCGAUCAAUUGAUUCCACAAGGCCAAUUCGUCUGUGAAUAUACCGGGGAACUGCUGACAACCCAAGAAGCAAGACGCCGGCAGCAGGCCUACGACGGCGGCCGGUUCUCUUCUUCAGCACUUUUGGUGGUGAGAGAGCAUCUCCCAUCUGGGAAAGCUUGUUUGAGGGUGAACAUUGAUGCGACGAAGAUAGGGAACGUGGCGAAAUUCAUCAAUCAUUCCUGUGAUGGCGGGAACCUGUGGACGGUGUUAGUAAGGAGCCCUGGAGCUUUCUUGCCGCGGCUCUGUUUCUUUGCCAGCAGAGACAUUAGCAAAGACGAAGAGCUCUGUUUCAGCUACGGCCAGAGCAGGGUGAGGUCGAAUGGGCGGCAGUGCUUCUGUGGCAGCCCUGUUUGUUCUGGAACUUUGCCUUCUGAAGUGACUUAGUUUAGUGCACUAAGCAGCGUCUCUUACGGAUUUCCAUAUCAGUUUAACUGAGAAUCUAUUCAGGACCUUUCCAUCCCAUUUUUAAGAAGAAAAAAAAGGCCAUUCCCCUGAGAUCUGCCAUAAAGCUUCGUAUAUGCGUUUCACUACGGGUGGGAUUCGGUCGGUAAACGGUAAAUUGUUUACCGAAUUUAUCGGUUUCGGUAUACCGAAGUUGGCCAAAUUGGUUACCGAUUACCGAUACCGGUUUGUAACCGGUUUACCGAUUACCGAUAAACGGUUACAAACUGG